Euleptes europaea (tarantolino) is the source of this 3190-nucleotide messenger RNA. It is a transcript of the gene ZBTB21, whose product is annotated as zinc finger and BTB domain containing 21. NCBI's taxonomy places the organism in Eukaryota, Metazoa, Chordata, Lepidosauria, Squamata, Sphaerodactylidae. Gene Ontology annotation, biological process: regulation of transcription by RNA polymerase II; negative regulation of DNA-templated transcription. The transcript has a single exon. Gene Ontology annotation, cellular component: nucleus. Gene Ontology annotation, molecular function: DNA-binding transcription factor activity, RNA polymerase II-specific; RNA polymerase II cis-regulatory region sequence-specific DNA binding; protein binding. The record is from RefSeq and is a predicted model, not a curated record. The coding region runs from base 9 to 3134 and encodes 1041 amino acids.
CCUAAAUCAUGGAGGGUCUCCUACAUUAUAUAAACCCUGCACAUGCUAUCUCUCUCUUAAGUGCUUUAAAUGAGAAACGUCUAAAAGGGCAACUCUGUGAUGUUGUUCUUAUAGUGGGAGACCAAAAAUUCCGAGCUCAUAAAAACGUUCUGGCUGCCAGCAGUGAAUACUUUCAGACUCUAUUCACUAAAGAAAAUGAGACUCAAUCGGUGUUUCAGCUUGACUUUUGUGAACCAGAUACUUUUGAUAAUGUACUAAACUACAUUUAUUCAUCAUCCUUGUUUGUGGAGAAAAGCAGCCUUGCAGCUGUGCAAGAAGUGGGGUACAGUCUUGGAAUUUCUUUUCUUACUAACAUUGUUUCUAAAAGUCCUCAAGCUCCUUUGCCUGCAUGUCCCAUUAAGAAAAUAACGGUUCAGGAGGAAGAGGAAAGCACUUCUCAGAAACGAAGUGUGAUAGUUUGUCAAAGUAAAAAAGAGGGGGGAAAUGUUGGUCAUACUCCGCAUGAAUUAAGCCAUAGUUUUAAUCUCUCGUCUUCAGUUGCCAUAAAAAAUAAGCAGGCGCAAGUAACACAGUCAACUGAGUUUCUGCACAGUCUACCACUAAAUGAAAAGAAAUGGUUGAAAGACAGUUUUUUAAGAUACUCAAAGUGCCAUGAAACUUCAAGUGCCCUGGAUGACCAAAGUGGAACUAAAAGGAAUGCAAUAUUAUCACAGAAACCAUUUUCAGACAAGGAAGUGGUAGCAACUGAACCAAGAGGAAAGUCAGCUGAAGUACCCUUGAAAAGGCCAUGUCCACCAGUUGUAUCUGCACGUAGUUCUUCAGAAUCUACAUUUUUGUUGAGAGAGACAGGGAAAGGAGCUGCUCCAGGGGAAGAUAGAAAUUUGCUAUACUAUUCAAAGUUAGGGUUAGUGAUUCCAUCUAGAGUACCUGUUCCUGAAAACCAAAGUAUUGAUAGGAGUGGACCGCUUGUAAAAAGUCUCCUAAGAAGGUCAUUGUCCAUGGAUAGUCAGGUCCCUGUUUAUUCAUCUUCUGUUGACCUGAACCCUUCACAUGUAUCUUCAGCAAUCAACAACACACAAGGGAGAACAUUAAACAUAAUAUCCCCAAAACCAUCCAUGAAAGAGUCUUCAGGAAAGGCAGCUGCUGAUAACCAGACACAGGUAAUUCACCCACAUCGCCUUAGAUCUUUUAGUGCUUCCCAGUCAACAGACAGGGAGAUAACAUCACCUCUUAGAGAAAUACGGAUAAAAACCGAGCCUCAUAGCCCUCUUUCAGAUCCUUCUGAAAUUAUAAGAGUUACAGUGGGUGAUGCCUCAUCUGCCAAUAAAAGUCAUCCUUUUAAAAUUGAAUAUGACCAUAGGGAUUUGAGUAGACUUCCAGCUAAAAGAAGGUUUCAAGCAGACAGAAGGUUUCCAAUCAAAAAAAUUAAGGCGGAUGAACAUGCUUCCCCUGGGUCAGAGGACAAUUUUGAGGAAAACUCAAAUCCUGCACCCCUUGAUGCUGACUUUCCAGAUUCUGACAUUAGCAAAGAAGAAUAUGGUGAAUUUGAAGAAACAAAGCCUAACAAAAAGUUUAAGUGCAAACAUUGCCUUAAGAUUUUCAGGUCAACUGCAGGCCUUCAUCGUCAUGUCAACAUGUACCACAAUCCUGAAAAACCUUACGCUUGUGAUAUUUGUCAUAAAAGAUUUCACACAAACUUCAAAGUUUGGACACAUUGCCAGACACAACAUGGAAUUGUGAAGAACCCCUCCCCUGCUUCCAGUUCACACGCUGUCUUGGAUGAAAAAUUCCAAAGGAAAUUAAUUGAUAUAGUGAGAGAGCGAGAGAUUAAAAAGGCUCUGAUUGUUAAACUAAGGCGUGGCAAGCAAGGUUUUCAGGGUCAGGCUGCUACACAAGCACAACAAGUCAUCAAAAGAAACCUAAGGUCAAGAACCAGAGGAGCUUACAUUUGUACCUACUGUGGGAAAGCCUAUCGCUUCCUGUCACAGUUUAAGCAGCACAUAAAAAUGCAUCCAGGGGAAAAAACAGUUGGAGUAAAUAAGGUUCUUAAACCAAAAGAGGAUAUUCAUGUUGAAAGCCCAGUAGAAAAUAAAAAAGUUUACCAGUGUCGGCUUUGUAAUGCUAAGCUUUCCUCUCUUAUUGAACAGGGAAAUCAUGAGCGGCUCUGCCGGAAUGCCACAGUUUGUCCUUACUGCAGUCUUCGAUUUUCUUCACUAGAGUUGAAGCAUGACCAUGAAAUUGCAUGUGAGUACAAGAAGCUCACUUGUUUAGAGUGUAUGCGCACUUUUAAAUCCUCUUUCAGUAUUUGGCGUCAUCAGGUUGAAGUUCACAAUCAGAAUACCAUGGCUCCAACUGAGAAUUUUUCUUUACCAAUUCUGGAACACAAUGGUGAAGUUAGUAGUACUUCCAGAUUGCAUUCUCAGUCAGAGCCUAACAAGAUGAACAACUUUGCCACAGCCAAAGAAGACAGUGUAUUCAGUGAUUCUUCAGAACAAAUUAAUUUUGAUUCAGAAGAUUCCUCAUGUCUGCCUGAAGAUUUAAGUGUCUCCAAACAGUUUAAAAUUCAGAUCAAAGAAGAACCUGCAGAUGAUAUAGAGGAGGAGGUGGUCUCUGAAGCCAACCAGGAACCCAAGGGAGCAAUUACUAAUAAAGACACUGGUUUAUGGCCUUGUGAAAAAUGUGGGAAAAUCUUUACAGUACACAAGCAGCUGGAGCGUCACCAAGAGCUUUUGUGCUCUGUGAAGCCUUUUAUUUGCCAUGUGUGUAACAAGGCGUUCCGAACCAACUUCCGCCUGUGGAGUCACUUCCAGUCCCAUAUGGCACAACCUACCGAGGAACCUGUUCACAAAGAUCCUGACAUGUGUGCACCAGCUAAUUCUCCAUCACCACCACCCUUGCCUCCUCCCCCACCACUUCCACAAAUACAGCCUUUGGAACCCGAUAGCCCUACAGGCUUGACAGAGACCCCUUCAGCUACUGAGAAAUUAUUUGUUCCACAAGAAUCGGACACGCUCUUUUACCAUGCUCCACCACUUUCAGCCAUCACAUUCAAAAGACAGUAUAUGUGCAAACUUUGCCACAGGACAUUUAAAACAGCAUUUAGUCUUUGGAGUCAUGAACAGACACACAACUAAAAACAUAAAGAAUGCUGACAGAAAGGUUUAAAGGUCUCUUAAAUUUCCAUGUUGUU